Molecule: messenger RNA, 744 nt
Organism: Phycomyces blakesleeanus NRRL 1555(-)
Lineage: Eukaryota; Fungi; Mucoromycota; Mucoromycetes; Mucorales; Phycomycetaceae
Exons: 2
Coding region: 1-744 (247 amino acids)
Source: RefSeq, a predicted model, not a curated record
AUGAACAACAUGAACAACAUUAACAACAUUAAUAAUACCAAUGACUUUGUUAUUAUUAGUGAGAUUUCAAAGAAGUAUGAUACUGUCUUAACUGAUUUCAACUCAAUUAUUGUAGUAGUUGAAGUUUUUAAGAAGUUCUCUCACAUCAAAUUGAUUUGUAAGCAUUCUAGUGAAUAUAGAGAUAUCAGAAAAGCUGAGGAGAUUACUUAUAAAAUAUCAGUUACCAGUGAAACUCUUCCUGAAAGGGAGAGAAAAUAUGAAAAAAAUAUACAGAAGCAUGAUUGCCCAUGCUUUAUGUAUGCCAACACUACUAAGAAGGGAAAGUUGACUGUGCGCUCCCGUGAGACACAGCACAACCAUGUAAUUAAAGAAAAUUGUAGAGCAUAUGCCAUGCAUCGCAAGCUCUUGCUCAAGACAAUGGCUCUUGUUGUCAAGCAUCUCGAAAACAAUGAUAAUAUUUCUACUAUCUUUCACAGUUUAAAAAUAAAUGGAUUCACCAACAUUGUUCAACAUGAUAUUGCAAACAUAAAGCAAUAUUUUAGAAAGUCUGAUGAAGGAAGAGAGAUAUUUGAGUUCCUCACAACUCUUCAAGAUCUUGACUUCUAUGUCAGAUACUCUGUUAGUAACACAGAAGACAACCAAAUAAAUAUGAUCUUCUUUGUUCACCAAGAUGCAAUCAAAGAAGCACAAAAAAUGUCUGAGACUGUGAUAAUUGAUGUCACUUACAAGAAAAAUAGUCAUUGA